Ixodes scapularis (black-legged tick) is the source of this 1362-nucleotide messenger RNA. Its product is annotated as probable thiopurine S-methyltransferase. The transcript is spliced from 9 exons. NCBI's taxonomy places the organism in Eukaryota, Metazoa, Arthropoda, Arachnida, Ixodida, Ixodidae. The coding region runs from base 319 to 996 and encodes 225 amino acids. The record is from RefSeq and is a predicted model, not a curated record. Gene Ontology annotation, molecular function: thiopurine S-methyltransferase activity.
ACAUGACAACACAGAUUGAAGAACGCUGGACCAACGCCUACUAUUGGCUGGACGCGGGUACGUUUUGGAACUUUUGGAACGCCAAGGUACAAAACUCUUACCCUGGAGUAAGAUCGAGUAAAUUUUGGAACACGGCCUGGGUGAUCUCGGCUCUGAUCUCGGCCGCUGGGGCGCUGGGGCCACAGGUAGGCUUUAUUAAAGAAUACGCAUUGCUUUAUAAACGCAGCACCCCGAUUUGAGCGAGCGCCCGAAAAAGAACUCGGCCUGGCAGCAAAUCCGUGCCACAUCUUGGCAGCUCAACGUGACUAGCAGACGAGGAUGACAGAAAUUACGCAGAAGCCCCUUUGGGACUUCUGGUCUAACUGUUGGGACACUGGAAACACUCCAUGGCACAGGCCGGACAUCCAUCCGUUGUUGACCGAGCACGUGGAUGAAGUCUUGGGCAACAGACGGGACGCCCAGGUGUUCAUUCCGCUCUGCGGCAAGGCCAACGAAAUAAAGUGGUUCUACGACAAUGGGCAUCGUGUUGCCGGACUGGAGUACGUUGAAAAAACGGUGCGCCUGUUCUUCGAGGAAAACAAGCUCUCCUACGUCGAAACAACGUGCCCCGUCAUCAACUGCAAAAUUCUCCAGACUAACGACAAGCGGUUACGUAUCUUCGUCUGCAGCAUGUUCGACUUUAAAAAGGAAUCUGUGGGGCCGGUAGACGUCAUCUGGGACCGAGGCGGUCUUGUAGCAGUGAACAAGGAAGACAGAUUAAGGUACAUCAGCGUCAUGCUGUCCCUGAUGUCACCAGACAGCACAUACACGCUCCUUUCUGUCGUGUACGACGACGACAGCUACACAGGUUUUCCGAAAAGCAUUCCGGAUGACACUGUUCGGGAACUAUUUGGAAAGGAAAUGAAGUUAACAAAGGUGGCCGAAACCACGAGGAAACAGGGCCCCUCCUUCAUCAAGGCGCCAAUUUCGGAAGUCUUCUGGAGCAUCACUUUAUAAAGAGCAGCCUGCAGUCCAUGUCACAGACAUCUCUCCAGUUCCUUCCUCCUGGUACCUUCCAUAUGGCUCCUGCUGGGAAUGGAGGCAACUUGAGCUCUUCUUAAGAAGUCGGAAGAUACAAGAUCAGUUGCUUCUUAGACUUGCAUACUAUUACUGUGGUCUGUUGUAGGUUUAGAACGGCAGGACAAGCCCCUCCCACAAAGCUGUCUGCUCGCCGUGAUUGGCGGUUUGUUCCUUUCCAGCAUUUGCUCUCCUGAAGUGAAAAGAGCAAAGGCCUAUUCUUAACCUGCAACAGAUUAUCUAUAUACAUAACACUGUCCUUUAUCGACUAAAAAAUGCCCAAUAAAUCAAGGUUUUUGAAGAAUA